Messenger RNA from Gasterosteus aculeatus aculeatus (three-spined stickleback), 2248 nucleotides. Lineage: Eukaryota; Metazoa; Chordata; Actinopteri; Perciformes; Gasterosteidae. The record is from RefSeq and is a predicted model, not a curated record.
GACGUUGAGCCUUGAACCUCACACCCUGAUCUGGAAAAGCCUCACCCCUUCUGGUUGGAUCAGAGAGUCAUCUCCGUCUUUUCCAACCAAAUGAAACCAGCCCUGUAGCGUUGUCUUUUCACUAAAUUGCUUUUUGUGAAAAUGGCUGCCGAAAAACAAGAGGAGCGACAAGGGUUUGACCUGGACCAGAACCAGUUCUGCUGCUCGGUGUGUCUGGACCUGCUGAAGGAACCGGUCGCCAUCCCCUGUGGACACAGUUACUGCAGGAGCUGCAUCGAGGACUGCUGGGACCAGGAGGACAAGAAGGGACAGUACAGCUGUCCUCAGUGCCGGGAGACGUUCAGCCCGAGGCCGGUUCUGAGGAGGAACACCAUGCUGACUGAGGUGGUGGAGAAGCUGAAGCUGAGCGGCCCCCGGCAGCCCUCUGCUCCUCUGGCCCGCGCCGGCCCACAAGAUGUGGCCUGUGAUUUCUGCAGCGGCGGCGGACCCAACAAAGCCGCCAUGUCGUGCCUGACGUGCAUGGCGUCCUACUGCCCGGCUCACCUGGAGCCUCACCGCAGCGUCCCCGUGUUGAAGAAGCACGAGCUGGUCUCCGUCAGCGUCCCGCUGCAGGAAAAGAUGUGCGCGAAGCACAACAAGCUGAUGGAGGUCUACUGUCGGACGGACGGGAAGUGCAUCUGCCACCUGUGCGUUAUUGAUGAGCACAAGGGCCACAAAACGUUGUCCGUUUCACGACAGAAAGCGGAGACGGAGCAGCGACUGCUUUCCAGUCGACAGGAAGUGCAGGCGAAGGUGAAGCAGAGAGAGGCGGAGCUGCAGAGGCUGAGCAGAGCUGAGCACGACGUCACGACGCGCGCCAAGGCCGCGAUGGAGGACUGCGACCGGAUCUUCGCGGAGAUGAUCACCUCCACGCAGGGCAGACGGGGGAAGGUGAAGCAGCUGAUCGGAGAUCAGGAGAAGAAGGUCGUCGCUCAGGCGGAGGAGCUGCGCCUUCAGCUCCAGGAGGACGUCAGCAAGCUGAGGGGCCGAGACGCUGAACUGGGUCGGCUGCUGCAUGACGACGAUCACGUCCAUAUGAUUCAGAGUUUCCAGUCUCUUUCUACUUUGUGCGACUCUCCGAACUUCUCCUUCGACGCCGCCGCUCCCCUGCGCUCCUUCGGCGAGGUGGCCGAGCGCGUGUCGGAGCUGAGAUGCAAGUCGGAGGCGGUUCUGAAGGACACGUGGCCCAGGAUCUCUGCCACAGUCUCUUAUGUCGACUUCUCACUACCGGCAGCACCAACAAGCAUGGCGGGCUUAUUGAGCUAUCGACGUCGCCUCACUUUGGACGGCAACACCAACUACCCCUACCUCCACCUCAUAAGGGACCACCUCAGGGUGAGGCCUUCGCCCGCCGCCUACCCCGCCCACCCGGGCCGGUUCGCCAAUUGGCCCCAGGUGCUGUGCAGGGAGGCCCUGACGGAGCGGUGCUACUGGGAGGUGGAGGGGCACGCUCGCACUCUGUCGGCGGCGGUGGCGUACGAAGACGUGAGCCGCUCGUCUCGGUUCGGGCAGGACGACAAGUCGUGGAGCCUGGAGUGCGGAACGGGGGGGGAGCUGCUGUUCCGUCACGACAACGUGGAGACGAGGCUGUCGGGGCCUCGCUCCAAGAGGAUCGGAGUGUUUCUGGAUUAUGAAGCCGGCACGCUGUGUUUUUAUCAGGUGCCGCAGCCGGUCGCGCUGCUCCACAAAGUCCACACCACGUUCACCCGGCCGCUCUACGCGGGGAUCGGGCUGGACUACCUGUGGUACGACGUCGGCGUCUUCGCACAGCUGGUCAAGUUAUGGCAGUGAAAGCGUUGGUUCUGCAACGACGAUUCCCUCUGCUGGAAAAGUUGUUUCCCUAAAAAUGAAAGUGAACAAUAUUGCUUUUGCAUUUUUAUGGUUUGUGAUUCAAAAUGAAAUUGCAUUGCUUGUACAGAAGAUUGCAUCAGAUUACAAUAGUUAUAAUUAGCUAACAAUUCUCCAACAGUCUGCUUUGGUUUUCUGAUUUCAAGGUUGGUUGUUUUGUGGCGAUGUGGGUUUGCACUUGUCAGUGAGGCGGGAGACUUAAAAUCUAAUAAAAAAUAAGAUACAUUUAUAAAAAUAAAAAUAAAAAAGGUACCAGCAAUGCCACCUAGUUGCGGAGUCUAGGUCUCCAUAAAAACAAGUUCUUUUUCACCGGAGGAAGAACAGCAGGGAUCACAAGACUUAAAAGCGUGGUUUAAAAGGA